Messenger RNA from Amphiprion ocellaris (clown anemonefish), 6915 nucleotides. RefSeq names its product muscleblind-like splicing regulator 1 (gene mbnl1). Lineage: Eukaryota; Metazoa; Chordata; Actinopteri; Pomacentridae. Bases 2108 to 3400 code for a protein of 430 amino acids. Gene Ontology annotation, molecular function: metal ion binding. The transcript is spliced from 15 exons. The record is from RefSeq and is a predicted model, not a curated record.
UCUGUCUUCCGGUCCGUCUCUUCACAUUGUCCAUCUGCAAACGUCGAGGACCGACCACCGGCUGGAAAACUGAAUAUCUUCUCACUGUCAUGACGACGCUCUCUGAGGAAGAGAAGCACAAAAUACAACAACAAAUGGUGUAGCUUGGAAUGCAGUAGUGCCACUUGCAGACUGCAGCGUCCAGGGAGCCCUAAAAAGGGAAGGAGUCUCACUCUGAAUCCUGGCAGCUUGUGGAGCAGUGAAGGCUAAAUUAGGCCCGGUUUCAUUGACUUCCAAUCCCCCGAGUCACAGCAGCCCUUCAGCCCAGAGGAGUGGAGGCCAACUGGCGCUCUGGGCCACGGAUGCUCCCUCUCAGCUUCUCUUGACACUGCCUGGUCGGAGACAGGUGCUGAGUGCUGCUGAGUGUUGCUGUGUGUGUGGGCCCCAGAGGCCUGGUUCAACAUUCCACUGAUCGUUUGAUAGACACAGUCUUUGGGGAACGAAGGGGAGGGAGGCAAAUGCCCGCACCAACCUCACAGAAGAACAACUGAGGGGCCUCACUGGAUAGGCAAGGGCAGUGCUGCUGUAACUGAGCCAGCACUUCCUGGUGUUGUUUUAGGGGGGGCGUGGCCAGCCUGAGUGAGGAAGAGAGGGAGGGAGAGGGAACUGCAGGAUCUGUAUGCCCAGUGCAGUCAGGGCUCCCUCCUCCUCCUCUUCGUCGUCGUCGUCCUCCACCUCCUCCUCCUCCUCCUCCACAGCUGUUGCUACUGCCGCCCAGCGAGCACCACUUUCCUGCAGCAGACAGACGAUCCAGAGGCUGGGGAGUCAGUAAAGACACAGCCCAGCCUGUCUCCGCACAGCUCUGCACAACCAAGCUCAGCCACUUGAAGAGGCAGGGGAGGGGAGACACUAGCGCACACAGCCAACGCUGCAACGCGCACACACAACCACACAGACAAACACUCCUCCUCUCUCCCUCUCUCUCUCUCUCUUUGCUUUCUCCCUCUCUCUCUCUCUCUCUCUCUCUCUCUCUCUCUCUCUCUCUGGUGCUCGCUCCGCACAGCUCCUUUACUCAUUCGCUGCUGAUUCACUCGCUCACUCGCUUGCCUCUCUUCUGCCAGUCGCUCUGCCUUGCUGUGUUCUGCCUGCCUGCCUGAGAAUGGUCCAGCCGGUGCCUGGGGGUCUGCUGUCGCGGCCUGUCUGAAUACACGCAUAAACAUACAGAGCCAAUCGACACGCAGAAGCACACACACACAAACUGGAGAGCAAUGUGAGAGAGGAAGUGCCUUCCCUGAUGUCUGCUGCAGCUUUGACCUGCUUCUACAGCUGAAGCUCCACCCUCCCCCCUGCCUCGCUCGCUUGCUGCCACGGUAACACGAGUACAAGGACAGCAACCACACCCUCCUCGCAGCCAACGCUCCGACCCACUUGUCCAUCCACUUCCAUCACCAUUCACUCCGCCACUCAGCCGGGCUCCAGCCUCAGCUCUUCUCACCAGACGACCCCGCUGCCUGCCGCACUCCACCAGCUGACCAGCCUUAGCACAGCAGCCCAGCUCACCACCAGGCUCACACAGCAUCUCACCCACCUUUGCCUUUCACCUUCGCCUUCGACCCUCUAAGCCUCCACUCAGUCCUCAGUGUCCUUAACCUUCCUGUAGCAGGCUACACCCAGACUGUCACCUUUGUUGCCUGCUUCACUGCACCUAACCAGAGGGCUCUCAGUUUGGCCUGCCAGUCUGUUUGCCACCUUUUCUAGGGGAUGUUGUAGAUGAGACCGUUCCGAAAGCAAUAAACAGUGUGAAAGAAAAGUCAAGCCAAGAGAGGCAACUUAGUUAUUAAGCUGCAUAGUCUCCUGGAUAUAAUCACUUUGUCAGCUGUUGCUUGUUCAGGAAAAUGACACAAUAACAUCCACAGCAAAACGUCGUCCUGCAACAUUUCACUUUGGAAAAAGAGCCCUCUCAAUCAAUAGGAACUUUUUGAAUGUUUCAUUUCAACUUCACGGACAAGUAUCACCGACGGUAACAACAAAUAAACCACAAAAAAGACCUUAAAGUUGUGGAUUAAUACACUAGAGGUACUUUACUGAACAUAUCUCUGCUCGGAAUACUUUUUGCCAGCGUGUUGCCAUGGCGAUGAACAUAGCACAUAUCCGCGACACAAAGUGGCUGACACUGGAAGUAUGUAGGGAGUUCCAGAGGGGCACGUGCUCGAGGUCCGACCAGGAGUGCAAAUUCGCUCAUCCGGCCAAGAGCUGCCAGGUGGACAACGGACGGGUCAUCGCUUGCUUCGACUCACUCAAGGGCCGCUGUUCUAGGGAGAACUGCAAGUAUCUGCACCCUCCACCACAUCUAAAGACCCAGCUGGAGAUCAAUGGCAGAAACAAUCUGAUCCAGCAGAAGAAUAUGGCCAUGCUGGCCCAGCAGAUGCAGCUUGCCAAUGCCAUGAUGCCCAGCACACAGCUACCACCAAUGGUGAGAGGACACACACGUAUGAACACACCACAGCAACUGCCCAUGCCCAUGUUCUCGGUGACACCAGGCCUGGCCACCAACGCCAGCGCAGCAGCAGCAGCUGCAGCAGCGGCCUUUAAUCCCUACUUAAGCCCUGUGUCACCAGGCCUGAUGCCUCCGGAGAUCCUGCCCAGCACCCCUGUCCUCAUGGCCUCGAGCCCCGCCGUCAGCCAAGUCCCCAACGCUGCUGCUGCUGCAGCCCAGAAGCUGCUGAGAACAGACAGACUCGAGGUGUGUCGGGAGUAUCAGAGGGGCAACUGCUCUCGGGGAGAGAACGACUGUCGCUUUGCUCACCCCGCAGACAGCACUAUGAUCGACACCAAUGACAACACGGUCACUGUAUGCAUGGACUACAUCAAGGGUCGGUGCUCCCGGGAAAAGUGCAAGUACUUCCACCCACCAGCGCAUCUGCAGGCCAAAAUUAAGGCUGCCCAGCACCAGGUGAACCAGGCCACAGCCGCCGCGGCCAUGACUCAGUCGGCUGUCAAAUCACUGAAGCGACCCCUCGACGCAACCUUUGACCUGGGCAUCGCCCCUAGUGUCAUGGCUCCCCUGCCAAAGCGGGCAGCCCUGGAGAAGGCCAACGGGGCCUCUGCCGUGUUUAACACCGGCAUGCUCCAGUAUCAACAGGCCCUGGCCAGCAUGCAGUUUCAGCAGCAGGCUGCUUUCCUCCCAUCAGGCUCAAUAUUGUGCAUGACACCUGCAGCCAGCGUUGUUCCCAUGAUGCACGGUGGUACUCCAGCCACUGUGUCUGCAGCCACCACAUCUGCCACAAGCGUUCCCUUCGCAACUGCCUCCACCAAUCAGGACUCUUCCUUAUCAAAGUUGACUACCAACGAAUACAUGCAAUUGAUUCCAAUAAUAUCUGCAGAUCAUCUGAGUAGUCACAAGUACUUGACUCAAAUGUAGUUCCUCUCAAAAACAAUCAAAUGAAUGUGUGCUGGCACCGUCCAAGCCAAAAGAGUUCAGCCUUUAUGUACAUAACCUUCAGAAUGUCAAGCAAUGGGACAAGGAGGGUCUGCCAUCUCUUACCCGGUCCACAACGAUGGUCUCAUCACACGUGUAAACAACAAGGGUACAACACAUGAUCUGUGCCAUCUUCCCACAUAUCAAUAUCAAGAAGAAUUUGCUGUCAAAAUCGACAUCCAACUGGGAGAAGAGGAUAUCUUGGUGCCAGGGUCAGUGUGUCUGUCCCUCAGUGGAAAACGUUCACUUUAUACCUCUGUGUCGGAUUAAAUCAUAGCACUCAGUUUGUUCUAAUUAUUAUCAUUACUGCAUGCACAGAAGGUCAAGAGCGUUGUUACAUGAGACAUCAAGUGCUGGUACGUUAGCAGACCAAGAUCUUUCUUUCCUUUAUUUUUAUUUUUUUUUAUUUGUUCUGCUUUAAUUUUUAAUUAAUAGCCAUAUUUCAUAGUUUACAAGUGAAACGUAAACAUGCACCUUGAAUUUGAACUGAAAUCUGAAAAGGCACAAUGAUUUUAACAGGAAUUUUAUUCGCCAAAAGAAUUAGGCAUGUACAGUAUUGUGUUUUUACGGCUACUAGUGAAACUAGAUGUUGAAAUGAGGGUCUUGGACAUAUGAAUGUUCUGGGUAAACCAACAUACCUGUGUACCUUGAAAGCACAGCCAGGCUAGCUUUUCUCACCUUGUCAUGUGCCAUCAAGGCCAUACAGCUAAAACCAGAGUGUUAUCUCAGCAGUGUUAUUUGUUUACCGAAGGUAAAAAGUUUUGUAUGGCUCUUUUUUUGUAUUAUUUUUGUUUUCAGAAAUCUCAAUUAUGAGUGUUUUUUUUAACUCUUUUUUUUUUUUUUCAAAUUAAUCAAUUUUAGAAGUGGGGCUCUUGCCAAAUUUUGUUUGGUGUUUGAUGUUUUGUUUUUGUUUCAAAUCAAAAACGGAGGGUUUUUCUAAAGUUUGUCAUACCUCUUUUCAUAGACUAGUGUUGUUUUUUUUUGUUUGUUGGGAUUAAGUUGUUGAUCAAGUCCAUUGACUCUAAAGCCUGGUGAAGUAGAGGGUGUAGCUUCAAUUGACGUUGUGUUACCUUGGUCCCCCCUCUUUUAAAGAGGAGCAGCUCUGAACCUGUCUCCAAGAAGCACUGUUGAGCCGUGUGUUGAUGGGAAUUUUAGAGAACAGACCCAAAGGUCUAUUAGGUCAUUUAAACCACAUGUGCACUUGGAUGAUUGCUUGUCUGAUCACCCUGUUUUAGUUUCACAACUCAUCCUGAGUAAAUUUUCAUUUUUGAGGAAAUGCAACUUGUUAUGCUUUGCUUGUAUUUGAAGCAAAACGUGAAGGUUUUCAUCCACUUGUAGAUCUGACUAUGGAAACCAAAGCACAGUUUUUCUCUCAAUGGGUUACAGAAACAUCUCUCAAGAGGCUUAAACAAUUAAGGAAAUGUGUUUAUCACAUUUCACAAAUCUUUCAUUCAUGUGUCCAUUUUAUGAUCACUUCCCUUUUUCGUUUUCACAGAAGUGUGUAGUGUGUCUUUACCGAUUGUAAUGUACCUAACAAAGCCUUAGAUUACAAUUAAUGGGUCUGUGCCCAAUCAAAUGUACUUUCAAUCACCAUGCAGGUAAAGAACACCAAUGAUGUUUUAUAGUUCUCUCACAUGCCGCUUAUGAUCUUUUAUUUUGUUCUUUCUCUCUGUAAAAGUAACAAUUACUCUCUUAAAUUUCAUUGAACUUAUGUGUUAUGUACUACUUAAGGAUUUGAAUCUAUUUGAGGUAUGUAGUUUUAGAUUUUUCCUUUUAUUUGCCUUACUAUAUAUUACUUGACAACAUUGAUAUAGCCGUUAUAGAUGUUGAGGUAGUAUGACAUUCAUAACUUUUUCAAACCAUAUAAAUGAUAAUGUGUUAGUUUUAAAUAUUCACUUCAUUCAUAUAGCUGGAUGUCUUUUUCAGUUGAUGUUACAUAGUCAGUUAAUUUUGUUGUUUUUUGAUACAAGGAAUGAGAUCAAUUAAUUUGCUGCCACCGCAGCAUCUCUGAGUCGGCGAAAAACUGUUUUAACCAACUUAAAAUUUUCCUUGUAACAUGUCAACAUCAUGUUUGAAAAUACUAUAUUGUACUGAAAUAUAGAUUGUCCAUGUUUUAGAGUAAAAAUUAUUUUCUACUGUAUCCAUUUCAAAGAGAUAUGUACUUUUGUUUGAAUAUUUCUUAAGUUUGCCCUGAAUGUCAGGCCAAAACGAGCAGUGAGAUUGACGGGUGUUUGGAUGUUUGGUAGAUAGUGAGAUUAAGGAGUGAGAAAGCAACGAUUCCUCCACUCUGGAGGAGUCCGAAAUGCUGCAGAUAAUGAGUUCUAACCUAAGGGACGAAGGUUGACUUUUUGCACUUCUGUAUAUAGUCAAAUGAACAGAGAAAAAAAUGUGUAUCAUAUUGAGAUAUUAUUUUGAAUAAAAAAAAGAUCUAUAAUUAUAAGGAAUUUUGUUAGAUUAAUUUAAAUUCUUAAAUUAGAAGACCAGCUAAAAAAAAAUUGCUUGCAAAGAAGGGCACUAGUUUCUUGGCCAAUGCAUUCAGAGAAAGCUAUGCGCUUUUUGUCUUAUUUUGUAAGUGGCUAGUAUUUCCAGGGAAUGUUGUAGGGGAGUAGAUAUCCCCAUGUCAUGCUAACUCCACCCCUCUUGUAGGAUGACAUAUCCAGUAAUGUCCAUAUAUCACUUUGUUGGUCAUGCAGUAUUGCUGCUCCCAUGGUACAGUUGAUACAUGACAAAUUUGUAUUCUAUUAUAGUUUGAUUUGACUGCAUGUAAAAGUACAAACAUGUAAACAAAAGAAACUGCAUAGAUAUGUAAGGAAAGACAACACCUUCAGACUACAGAAGACACAAUGUUUGUUUUGUUUUUUUCAAAUUAUUCAUACCAUAGGUAACAUCCGCAGUGGGGAGAAAUAAUACUUUAAAAACAAGUCAUCUUACUCUUGUGUGAUGAAAUAUUUUCUGAGGAAAAACAUGUUAUUUAAAGAAUGAUAAAAUAUUAGCACUCAUCCACCCCAGAUACGUUCUCAUAGCCAUAUAAUUACAGUCGACACUGACUCACGAGCAUUUGUUCUGCUAUCAUAGCUGUGCACUCAGCAGGUGAAGGCUCAUCACACCAAAUGCGUAUUUGGCAAAUUAGUCUUUUGAAAUGAAUGUAACAGUUGCCGUCAACAUGAGGCUGCUUUGUAUAGUCGCUACACAACCAAAGCACCAUUUUCUCCAAACCAGACGUUCAGUGUUCUGGCUGGAACCAAGGUCUCUCUUCCCUGCUGGGCGCACAUGAACGCUUUGACUGCUUUUUACUUGUAAGUGCACCCACCAAUUAUGUAUUUGCUAACAGUUGCCACACAAUAAUGUACUAUUCUGUCUUCAGAUUUGUUGAUGCACAUUUUAUUGUUGCCAUAAUUGACUCUUGCUGUAUGGAUGAAAAAAAUCUGAAUAAAAAAAAUAUUUGAUUUGCUCAUGCA